This is a messenger RNA of Pomacea canaliculata, 3850 nucleotides long. Its product is annotated as penicillin-binding protein 4-like. The coding region runs from base 354 to 2099 and encodes 581 amino acids. The record is from RefSeq and is a predicted model, not a curated record. Lineage: Eukaryota; Metazoa; Mollusca; Gastropoda; Architaenioglossa; Ampullariidae. The transcript is spliced from 6 exons.
CGUCGGCAGUGCCAAUGGAAGGAUUUUCCCCUAUCUUAAAAGAAACCAUUUGUAGGCUGGAAAGAGAGAGAGAAGGGAGGAGGACAGAAGUGUGCCAUGCACGGGCCAAUGGGAGGCCUGCGUGUAGAAUGCAGUUAUUGCGCCGGUGAGUGUAAGUAGACACGUGAUGUGCACAGCCUUGUAUUCUUCCUCAAGGUGCUGCUGCCGUCGGGCCUGGAGGAGGAGAUGCAUCGCUGUCAUGGUCCCUGCUAACAAGCUGGGCUGAGUGACAAGGGCUUGAACCGGAGGUACCACUGCCACACCUCGCACUCGUCUACACGGAGGAACAUUCAUUUCCUGGCUUGUGAACUGACAUGGAUCUGACAAAAGUAUCCGUCCUUCAAGUCCUCGUCCUGGUCCCGACGCUCGUCAUCGUGUCGUCACAAGACGACAGCAUGCAGGCUAUCAGUGACAUCAUCGCCGCCAGUCACGCCGACUGCCGACGAGAGCUGAACCCGGGUAUGGCCAUCGCCAUCGUCAAGGGUGGGCGCACCCUGCUGUCACGUGGCUUCGGCGUCACCAGUCUCCAUGGCAACAUACCAGUGACCAGCAGCACCCGCUUCAAUGUGGCGUCGUUGACCAAAGCCUUGACGGCGGCGCUCCUGCUAAAAGUUAUGGAGGAGAGCGGCAGAUAUAACAUCUCAACUCCUGUCCGAGAGAUAAUGGGCCGGUACUUUCGGUUUGCAGAUGACCUGCGCACCCAGCAUGCAACAGCUGAAGACGUUCUUUCCCACAAAAUGGCCGUCCCUGCCAACAACAAGAUCCGGUUCGACUCCACACUCUCGCGAAGGACCUUGCCAGGACGACUGCGGUUUCUGAAUUCUUUGGACACUUUCCGGAGUACCUACAUGUACAGCAAUCUGAUGUAUGGCCUGGCCUCGCGCAUGACGGAAGUUAUCGCUGGCGAACGAUGGGAAGACCUCGCGGAGCGCUAUUUCUUCCGACCUUUGGAUAUGCACAGGUCAACUUUCGUCACUCAGCUCGACCUGUCUGAGCUCAACACGGCAAAGCCCUACCAAAACUACUUCGGAGUUUUGAAACCUAUUAGCAGUGAGCUGCUCAGGCAAUAUGGAGAACUGGUGGGUUCUGGUGGCUUAGUCAGCACGGCAGACGACAUGGCGCAGUGGAUGAACUUCUUCCUCACUGGCGGCUUCAGUGCCAGAGGUCAGAGGGUCAUGUCGGAGGAGAGUUUGCGCGAGCUGCAAAAGCCCAGAACAGCCAUGCCCAUGGUGCUGUUCAGUCAACCGGACUUUCCCGUCACGGCCAGCUUUGACAUUUAUGGCAUGGGAUGGUGGUUAGGGUACUACCGGGGCUUUCCGGUUCUGGGACACUCGGGUGCUUCUUACGGGUAUCGCGCCUUCGUGGUACUCGUGCCCUCGCUCAAAGCCGGUAUUUUCGUCGUCAUGACAGGAGAUGACACCGGCUACCUGUACCGAGGACCGCUCAUCAGCCUCCUGCUGGACCACGUGAUGGGGGUCACGCCUUGGGUCAAUGCUUCUGUCCUGUGUUCUUUCCCGCAGCCGUGGCAGCCGUCACGUAACCAACCCACCGUCCCUCCCUACGACACCAGCCGGGCUCUGGCCCACAACCUCACCGCCUACGUGGGAACCUACGUCAACCCGGGCUACGGCAGGCUGGACAUCCGUCUCCGGCACAACGGCAAGGCUCACGGAGCCAGGCUCGGGCGAUCGCCGCGCCGCGUGCAGCUGGAGCUGGUCUACGGCUACGGGACGUGGGAUCUGAUUCCGAUGGCGCCGCACGCUACGUCGCCCAGUCGUCAGACUGCUGACGCCGAUCCGUCGGACCUGCUGGAGUACUUCUACGGCAAGGGCAGCAACGUGACGCAGUUCAUUGACACCUCACCCAUCAUAGUUCACCCGCCGCCCACAGGUAGCGCAGUGAUCGUCAGAAUCACGGUGCCUGGAUUCGAAACCCGGAUACCGCCUGUGUUCUGGAGGUAUGAAGCCACUUCCGGUGGAAUUUCGUGGCGCGGGAGAGACAGGACAGUUUUAGUUUACAUUAUGUUUUGGAUGCUGCUGUGUUGUGGAUUACGUCGGUGAUGCUGAUAACAUCUCCAUCCUCUCUUCGCCUUCACCUUCACCCCUUCAUUCUUCGUAUUUACACAGCGUGUAGUUGGUCGUGCGACAUUUUGACUCAUCUCCUCCUAAGAACGAGAACAUGAAGAAAAGGGUCUCGAAACAACAGGAUCAUAUUUUCAUCUGGCGCUCUCCUGUCUCCUGACUUCUUGCAUUCAAAGCAAAAUUCACAAGAAUGACCACACAUACACACACGGGGGAUUUAAGUACUAAAAAUGUGUAAAUUAUCGACAUCGUACUCACACGUGCUAAACUCUGUAUUUCGCAAACACGUGUUUGUUCUUUCAAACUUUAUCCCAAAAGACCAUUUUCUUCACCUUCUCCCCGUUACAUAGUAUCAGCGCUGUGUCAUGUGACUUAAUCUGAGGUAUUUUUUAUGUAAGUUAAGUUCUGGGAUAUUCUACUUUUUUAUUUGUCUGUUUUUGUUUUGCAUAAAAGCGUGUCCUCUGUGUUAUUCACUACUCACAUUUUCUAUUAUGAAAAUGCAUACAAUCAGGUAUAUCCACAAAGCACCCAAAAAAGCAAUUUUUGGAUGAUGGUCUUCACUCACUCACACACAGAGUAACACUUGCGGGAAAGAACUAAAUCCAUCUUUUGUCCUCUUCUCUUCAUUCCACUCAAAGCAUACUACCUUUUUUUUCUAGAUUGCCAAUCACUCAUGCAUUAUUUUUUCAUAUAAGCUUUUAAUUCAAGUCUGUUACGACUACACGGUAACAAGAAAGCUAGGUUUAGAGACCAAUAGAAGACCAACCGUGCUGGCAAACAAAGCUGGAGUUAUUAGCAAUCGUGUUACAGUAUGGUGAAUAUUUGGUGUACCCCGUAUACACACAUAAACCAUUUCUCUCUCAUACAUAUAUAUAUAUAACGAAAUAGACAAAACCAAAGACACCACACAGACACUAACAUACAGACCCAUGAAUGUGAUGUUAUUACCUCCUGUCUGUGAUUGUCUCAUUUUGUUUACUUUUGUGAAAUGUUUUGGUCCAAGGAAAGGUUUUGUAUUUCAUGUUUGUGUGUAAAAGCUAUGUUUUGACUUCGCUCAUUUUCUCAAGUUUAGAGUCACACAUAUUUAUAAAUAAGAGAUACAAACUGUUAAUCACUGUCGCCUUGUAUAGUCAUAUGUAGAUAUUUCCUAUUGAAAGUGCUGAAUAAGUGAACGAGGGAGCAAAUGAAACAAUGAGUGAAGAUGUGAUAAGUAAAGGCAUAGAAUGAAUGAAGUAAGAUUUAUAUUUUUUUUUUAAUGGGUGUGCUGCUUACUCGUUGAGCUGAAAACAAGUAUUUAAUGGCAUUGUAAAUGUAGAAAGAUAGGAGUAAUUUCUAAGAGGUUCUAUUUUUCUAGUCGUUAGUGAUUACCUUCCACCUUCCAUCUGUUUCUUUCUCUCAGUCCAUAAACCGUGUCCUUAACAUACCCCUUCACGUACCCACUUUUCUUUCUUCCUUUCUGUCUGAUCUCUUUUUCCCCCUUCCUUCACUCUCUCUGCUUUCCCCUAUCUUUUAGCAAAGAAUCAAACUGAAUUCCUCGUUUAGUUGUCUUUCUAUUCUUUGCUAUCUUACUUUUUAUUUCUUUCUGUCAGUCCUAAUUUGAGUUUAACAAUAUAGUGAAAUGGAUGUGGAUAAUUAGACUGCAAUAUACUAUUUAGGGGCAUCAUCAGUUACUAGGUAUUAUAGGUCUGUGAAGUGACAAAAUGUGUUGAAUAAAGCAGCAUACAAAAUUU